Molecule: messenger RNA, 2030 nt
Organism: Mollisia scopiformis
Lineage: Eukaryota; Fungi; Ascomycota; Leotiomycetes; Helotiales; Mollisiaceae
Exons: 2
Coding region: 98-1867 (589 amino acids)
Biological process (GO): positive regulation of transcription by RNA polymerase II
Cellular component (GO): nucleus
Molecular function (GO): zinc ion binding; transcription cis-regulatory region binding; DNA-binding transcription factor activity, RNA polymerase II-specific
Source: RefSeq, a predicted model, not a curated record
CGACCAUUUCUCAGCUCUGCAAGCUUCAUUUUAUCCAUCCUUACACAAUUCACAUAUAUCCUCGAGUAAGGAGAACAGCUGGAUCCCAUCAUGAAAUAUGGACUUAUCCCACGGUUCACGACACAACGGCACUGCACGGAGCUUCAAUGGCUGUUGGACCUGCCGACUCCGACGCAAGAAAUGUGAUGAAAGACACCCUGUGUGCGAGACGUGUGCUGGUCUACAUAUCGACUGCUACUAUGCACAGGAAAAACCGGAGUGGAUGGAUGGUGGAGCGAGGCAAGAAGAGAUGGCCGAGCGUUUCAAACGCAAGAUUAAAGAACAUCGCCAUCGUGGGGAAAUCGUGGAGAGUCUCUCUGUCGAGCAUAUGCCAAGUAUUGAUCCUACAAAUGCUGCCUGGACUGUACUUCCCCAUCUGGACGCUCCGACAGAUGAUGUUCUCAGGAUAACCACAGACAUCAGAAGAGAUGAGCCGUGUCCCGAGGUACCGGCUGUGCAGCGCCAUAAUGGGACUACUUGCAGUAUCACUAGCAAAGACCCUCUCGUCCUUGGCCGGUCUGAAAUCAUUCUGCUCAUGUUUUGUCUCGAACAUGUACUACCGUUCUUGUUCCCGUUCUACAACCCUUCUCCCCUUCACGGUGGCAGAGCAUGGAUCCUGGAAAUGAUGAUUGGGAGCCCUGUAUUUCGACAAGCCACCCUGUGCCAAAGCACUUAUUUUUUCUCCCUCGCGCAGGAGACAUCCAAUCCCGAUGAUGUUUUCGAGUCGGUGCUCAAACAGACAGGAGAUGCCUUCGAAGUACUGGGACAGUCUCUGCAGGUGAUUCAAGGUUCAAGCAUCACUGAACAUAUUCACGGCGCUGUACGGAUUAUGACAAGCAUCAUGCAGGUACAGCGAUUCGAGGUUUCCAUCUCAAGCUUCAAAAACUGCCAGUCACACCUCAACGCCGCUCUGACUCUUUUUGAACAACUUCUCAACAGUGCUGGCGAGGCCGAGAACGCCUGUCCCAGCUCAAAGUUCCACGCUGUUAUGAGUCUUCUGGGGCCCUCGUCAUGGCGCCUGCCUAACCAAUGUAUCCAGGGGCCAAGAUCUGAGCAAGCUGCCUUUCGUUUCUCAGUCACCCUCUUGAUGUUGGAUGAUAUCAUCGCCAGCACAGUGCUCCAGGAGCAACCUAGACUGUAUGAGUAUCACAGCAGUCUCCUUGAUGGGAUUGAAUGCCUCAUCAAUUUUGAGGCUGUUGUAGGCUGUCAGAAUUGGGUGUUGUUAAACAUCAGCGAAGUUUCUGUGCUUGAUGCGCGGAAACAUCAGUGUAGUCGUAGUGGAACUCUCGACGUCAUGGAACUCGUCCACCGCGCCACAUAUAUCAAGGCCUCGUUGGAAGCACACCUUACAAAGAUCGAAAUGGAGCCAGCCUUUCUUCCCAAGCGCACAAACAGCAUACUAGAUGUACUCGGAGCAGAUUCACAGCAGUCAACAGUGCCUGCAGACCAAACUUCCUUGGUAACUCGUGUCUGGGCUCAUGCAGCUCUCCUUUAUCUCUCUGUGGUUGUGUCUGGGUGGCAGCCAGCUAAUAACGAUGUGCGAUAUCAUGUGGCUCGAAUUUUGAAGCUGCUGAGUCAAAUAUCCCCUCCGGCGUUAUUGAGGACUAUGGCCUGGCCAUUCUCCAUUGCUGGCUGUCUUGCGGAGUCAGCUCAAGAAACUCAUUUCCGUGAACUGGUGGGAGUCUUGGAACCAUCAGUUGUGUUUGGGACUUUGCGCAAAGCACUCGAGAUCAUGGAAAGAGUGUGGCAAAACAGGAAUGCACCUGCUGCUGGCCGCGAUCUCGCUGCAUGUUUCAAAGGCGAAGGUGACCUUGUCUUACUUGUCUAGGAAGGAGGUCGAUCAUGUAGUUGAAUGAUAGGAAACUGAAAUGCUUGUGGUACGAGUCUUUCACAGUAUGACAACAUCUAUCCUUGAAUGGGCGUCUCAUUUGAACUGGACAUAUCCCUUGCCGUUGACGAAGGUGGCGUGCCAUGGAACAUUCUCCCCUUGG